Messenger RNA from Yarrowia lipolytica CLIB122, 396 nucleotides. RefSeq lists its product as uncharacterized. Gene Ontology annotation, biological process: cellular response to oxidative stress. Gene Ontology annotation, molecular function: glutathione disulfide oxidoreductase activity. Gene Ontology annotation, cellular component: Golgi lumen; cis-Golgi network; cytoplasm. NCBI's taxonomy places the organism in Eukaryota, Fungi, Ascomycota, Dipodascomycetes, Dipodascales. The record is from RefSeq and is a predicted model, not a curated record.
AUGACUCACCACAAAAACAACAACAAGGACAACCACGACGACGAGCUCUACAUUGAGGUCUACCAGAAGUACCUGGAGAAGGCCCAGCGCCUAAUUGACGAGCACAAGGUGCUGGUAGUGGCGCUGUCUUGGUCGGAUGCGUGUGAGGAAAUUAAGACUUGCCUCCAGACCAUCAAGGGCGAGUUGGAGCCCUUCUACCUGGAGUUGGACAAGGAGGAAGCCAUGGACCGUGUGGAGCUGCAGAAGGCUUUUGUCGAGAUCACCUCCAGUAACGCCAUCCCAUCAGUCUUCGUCAAGGGCAAGCACAUUGGAUCUGGAGAGGAGGUCAUGGAACUUUUCCACGACAAGAAGCUCUCUGAGGUUCUGGCUAAGGCUGGCGUUGAGCUUCCCAAAUAA